Molecule: messenger RNA, 3468 nt
Organism: Drosophila grimshawi
Lineage: Eukaryota; Metazoa; Arthropoda; Insecta; Diptera; Drosophilidae
Gene: Slmap
Product: sarcolemmal membrane-associated protein
Exons: 4
Coding region: 265-2952 (895 amino acids)
Molecular function (GO): protein binding
Source: RefSeq, a predicted model, not a curated record
ACGCCAGCAACAGCAGCAGUUGCAGUUGCAGUUGCGCCAGCAGCUGCAGUUGUGAGCAACGUCAUCACAAGCGUAACGGGUUCAGCAUUAGCAACAACAACAGAAACAGAAACAAUAACAACACCAGCAACAACAACCGACCAAGAAUUAACAGCUAGACCCGCAGCACUUGCCACUGCUGGCACUGGCUCUGAGCUAACCAAGCGUCAACAACAGCAGCAGCAGCAGCAUCAUCAGCGCCACAACAAAAAGGCCCACAACAAAAUGGAGCUGAACAAGAAGGCGGCGGAACAGCAACAGCAACAGGAGCAGCAUCAGCAGCGCGAAAAACAUGAGACGGAAACGUGUGAACUGCUGACCGCAGAGAACAACAUUAUUAGCAGCAGUCUGGGCAACAGCAACGAUGCCAACGAGAAUCUUGAGAACCGAGAAAACAAUAAUACGACAACAACAGAGACCUGUGAUUCCAAUACGAAUACCUUGCAGGGUCAGCUGGCACAGCAGCAAGUGCAAUUGCACAUGGCCAUCAAUUCGGUGCUAAAUGCGAACAAUACGACGACGAGCGGCAAUCUGUUUAGCUCGUUGGGUGCCUUACCAAUGCCUAACAAUGAGACAGCAACAGCAGCAGUUAUCAACAACUGCAACAACAGCAGCAACAGCAGUCCAGCCGCACAACAAGCGGAUAUGUCAGCGUCGACGGGCGAGGCAAAGAUUGUGCUGCAAUGCGAGGGUAAAUCGCACAAAUUCGAGACGCGCAACAUUUUGUUAGCGCCCGGCCAGGAGUGCAAGGUGGGCCGUCUGAUUGCCAAGAGCAAGGCGAGCGAGGGUAAUGCCAUUUUCGAUUGUAAGGUGCUGUCGCGUAAUCAUGCCAUGCUCUGGUAUUCACCGGACGGUCACUUUUGGGUCAAGGACACCAAGUCGAGCAACGGCACCUUCAUCAACGACAACAAAUUGGGCAGUGAACCUGCCGAGCUGCAUUAUGGCGACACCGUUAAGUUUGGCGUCGAGGUCAUUGAGAAUUCCCGGCAGGAGGUGCACGGCUGCAUCAUUGCACGCGUCACUCUGUUUAUGCCUGAUGGCCGGGAGGCGAUCUCAAUAGAAUCGGAGCAGCUGCAGUUGGGUGGACCGAAUCGGAUAAGCUAUGAUGAAAUACAGCGUUUAAAUGCAUUUCUACAGGAGGCGUCGCAGCGCGAGAAGAUGCUCAAAGCGAAGCUGAGUAAUUUGCAAGGUGUUCUCGAUUCCAUGCGUAAAAAUUCGACAAUGUGCUGGCAGAGCAUGAUCACCGAGGAUCAGCUGCUGCACAAGAUCAAUCUGCUCGAGAAGAAGCUCCAGAUGAUGGAGAAGAAUGUGCCCGAGAAUGCCUUACGCAAUGAGAUUGUGAAGCUGCUGGAGGAUAAGACCACGUAUCAGCUAACUGCCAAAGAGGCGCUGCGCAAGGUGUACCAGGAUCGUUGCGAUGCCAUGCAAAUGCUGUCCAAGAUGGAGAUGGCGUACACAACAUCGGACAACGAGUGCGGCAUAUUGCGCACCCAGAUAUUGAACUCGAAGCAGACGCUGCAAGAUUUCAAUGUGCGAUUGGAGCAGCUGCAGCAGGAAUAUGCGGAAUAUAAGCAGGAAACGAUGCGUCAGCAGCAAGAGGCUAAAGAGGAGGAAGAACAGCGAAUGGGGCAUCUAAGGGAGCAAUGCAACGCGCAGGAGAUCGAAAUGGAUAAGAUGCGCCAACAGUUGAUGCAGCUGCAGAAAACAAACGCUGACUAUGACAGCGAACAGAUGAUGCAGGAGCAACAGGCGCUGGAGCAACUGAAUGCGGCCAUCGGUGUUAACGAUGACGACGACGACGAUGACGAUGACGAUGACGAAGAUGAUGAUGAUGAUGAUGACGACGACGACGAUGAUGUUGAUGUUGCUGAUGUCGGUGACGAUGAUGAUAAUGAUGCAGCUGCAGAUGAGGAUAAGGAUAAGGAGGAUGUUGUGGAUCAGCUGCUGCUAGAGACAACACCCAGUAAACAAAAAUCUAGCAAGAAGAGCAAGCGGCAGCAGAAGGACGAGUUCGAUUUGAAGCACAAGGUGAUGCGCAAGGACACAAUGAUGAAGUUGCUAAAGAAUUCGGAUCUCAAUAAGGGCGCCGACGGCGGCGAUGUAUUAAAAGCCAUAUUCAACAACGACGAAGACUCUGGCGAGGAAGAAUCACAGAAGGCGCACUCGCUGCAGCGAUCACCGACGCCAUUGUCAGCGCCAGUGGGCAACAAACCGGAGGCAGCAGCAGCCAGCGAUGAGUUCAUACACAAAUCACCUCAGCACAACAAAUGCCUCAAUGGCAUCAAUGAGGCGACCAAGGAGGAGUCGGAAGCGGAGGAGGAGGAGUCAUUGUCAUCGUCACACGCAGUCCACAAGAAACUGGAGACACAGCCAACACUUGUGCGCAACGAUGGCGAUACAUCAUUGUCGCAGGAGCAAACGCUGGACAUGCUGAACGAGGAGUGUAUGUUCUACAAGGAGAAAUCGGCUAUGCUAACCACAGACAUUAAUGCGCUGGAAGUGGAAAUGCAGAAGCUGAAGGAGCAGCUGCAACAACAACAAAAACAGCAGCAGCAGCGCAGUCCAAAAAAUGUCGAGAAUAACGAUAAGGAUAACAUAGCUGAAAAUGAUCUCGCUACGGAUGAACAGCAACGACUGAAGCUGAAGGAGAAGUCUGAGGAUGAAUGGAGCCGCUGGCAGGAGGAACUAAUCACCUUGAGCGAUGAGCACGUGGAGCGCGAAGAGCAGCUUAUUACGUACAAGGACCGACUGCAACAGUCCGAGCUGAGCAACAUUGAGUUGCGCCACCAAAUUCAACAGUUGCGUCACACAAAACUGAUGGCCUUUGACAAUCCGAUGCUCUAUCGUCGUGCUCUGCCCGUCGGCUGUGUGGCUCUGGCGGCGAUUCUCUAUUUUCUGGCCAGUCGCUUCUAACACAACUCACAACAACAACAACAACUUGGAACAACAAGAGCAACAACAACAGCGGCGGCAGCAACAACAACAACAGCGAACAUCGUACCUAAUGCAAACGACAAAAGAGAGAUUCAAAAAGAGAAAAUACUAUAUAUAUAUAUAUGUAUAUAUAUACUUAUACAUGUAUACAUCUUGUGGUGGCGUGGUGUGGGUAAAAUUGGAUGGGGCACAUUGCAAAAAAAAAGAAAGAAAUUAUAUGGAUUGGACGCAGCUAAACUAAACAUACAUACAGUUAUACAUAUUUAUACAUAUAUCUCCUCUAUAUAUACACAAAAAUAGUUCUAAUUUUAUAAUCGGAGCUUUACUCUCUCAUAUAUAUAUAUAUAUACUUUCAUAAUCGGUUCUUUCUUUUUCAUUUGUACGCAAAAUUUGUAGUUCUAAAUUUGCAAUUGAAUCGAACAAAAAGAACAAUUCACACACAACAAACACACACUCGGUUAGUUAAUUCUGAAGUAAUUAUAUUUAAAGAAAUUC